AUGCCUAUUGUACCUGAUACACCAACUGUGGAUAACUCGGAGAAUUUCGAGCCAGAAUUCGAACCCGAGCCAGAAGAAAAUAAUGGGGCAUUCUACUUCUGGGGUCGCAAUGUGAUAAUUGCUAAAAAUGAUGACUAUGGAUCAACAGCGACUAUUAAUCAGGAUUUAAUUAUUAGGAAAGAUAUCUCAUUUAUGCCUUGUGAGCCUUUCUAUAAAGAUUUCUUUCACAAAGAGCAAUCAUGGGGAUCUUCCAAAAAAGAAAACAAGGAUAGCAAAAAGAUAAAGAAUCGGGAAGGAGUUGAAAUCAAGAUCACUCCAGAAGAAG
Molecule: messenger RNA, 325 nt
Organism: Dentiscutata heterogama
Lineage: Eukaryota; Fungi; Glomeromycota; Glomeromycetes; Diversisporales; Gigasporaceae
Source: the annotation of a GenBank genome assembly